AUGGGGAUUUUAACGUUUUUCAUUUCUCCAUGGAUAGCCUGCACAAUCCCAGUAUGGUUCAUCCUAUACUACACGAUCCCAUACUUCACGACCUACAAGACCCUCUCGCGUAUCCCAGGGCCAUUCCCUGCCAAAUUUAGCAAUCUUUGGGUUGCACUCAGUGCUCGUCGGGGACAAAAAUUCGCAGCUGUUGACAGCGCUCACCGAAAAUACGGCAAGGUUGUACGAAUUGGAUUCAACCAUGUUUCCAUUGCAGACGAGCGGGCCCUCAAUGUGGUAUAUGGGCAUGGAAAUGGGUUCCUUAAGGAUCAUUACUAUGAAGCUUUCAUCGCACGUACUCCCGGGAUGUUCAACGUCCGCGACCGGGCAGAACAUACACGCAAACGUAAAAUUAUCUCGCAUGCAUUCUCACCCAAAUCAGUCGCUGCCUUUGAGCCUCAUAUGGCCGCCAAUCUACGGCGAUGGGUUACCCAGUUAGACCGCAUUUCAAGUACGGGACCGAAAUCAAACUCUCUUGACGGUACCCCAGGUACCUUUGCCAGAUUUAAUGCCAUGCCCUGGUUCAGUUACCUUGCCUUUGAUAUUAUUGGAGACCUGGCGUUUGGAUCUCCAUUUGGAAUGGUGAAUAAAGGCAAGGACGAGACAGAGGUACAACUUGUACCCGGGGGCCCUAUGUCCACCGCCCCGGCGGUUGACGUCCUGAACCGACGUGGAGAGGUCUCUUCUACUCUGGGCCUUCUCCCAGCUUUGCGCCCUUGGGCAAAGUAUCUACCGGACCCCUUCUUCACCAAGGGUAUUGCGGCCGUUGAGAACCUGACUGGGAUUGCGGUUGCGGCUGUCGCUUCCCGGUUGGAUGCAGCGGAGAAGGGGCUUAUUGAUACGCGAGGCGAUAUCCUCUCUCGAUUGUUGCAGGCCAAGGAUGCCAAUGGUGACCCGAUGGGACGGGCGGAGCUUACAUCUGAAGCACUUACACAACUGAUCGCUGGUUCCGAUACCAUUUCUAAUACAUCUUGUGCGGUGUUCUAUUGGAUCCUUCAUGGCGAGCGUUAUGCUCCUGGGACGAUUGUUUCCCGGCUGCGAGAGGAGCUUGAUCAGGCUAUUGGUGAUCAAUCGGAGAUUGCUUCCUACAGCCAGGUCAGAGAUCUGCCGUUCUUGCGUCGUUGUAUCGAUGAGGGAAUGCGAUUGCAUUCUACUUCUGCUCUCGGCCUUCCUCGUCUUGUUACUGAUAAUGGGUCCGGCGUGGAGUUUGAUGGGCAUUUCUUUCCACCUGGUACUGUGCUUUCUGUUCCUUCUUAUACCAUUCAUCAUAUGGCGGAGAUUUGGGGGGAUGAUGUGGAGGAGUUUAAGCCUGAUCGUUGGUUGAAUCUUACGCCGAGACAGAAGAUUGGAUUCAAUCCUUUCUCUUAUGGUCCUCGUGCGUGUGUUGGGCAAAAUGUUGCGAUUAUGGAGUUGCAGUUGAUUAUUGGGACAUUGUUCCACCGGUAUGAUUUCACCUUGUACCAGUCAACGAUGGAGUCCCACGAAGGAUUUUCGAAGAAGCCCAAGAAUUGUUUCUCUGGUAUUCGAUUAAGAAGUAAGGCUUAG
Penicillium pulvis is the source of this 1584-nucleotide messenger RNA. Its product is annotated as cytochrome P450. The record is from RefSeq and is a predicted model, not a curated record. Gene Ontology annotation, molecular function: iron ion binding; oxidoreductase activity, acting on paired donors, with incorporation or reduction of molecular oxygen; heme binding. The transcript has 2 exons. Lineage: Eukaryota; Fungi; Ascomycota; Eurotiomycetes; Eurotiales; Aspergillaceae. The coding region runs from base 1 to 1584 and encodes 527 amino acids.